AUGCGCGCGGUCGAAUCCGCCGUCGCGGGGGGAGAUCUCGCGGCCGUCGACGCCCCCGUCGACGAUUCGGUGCGCAUAUCCACGUCGCUAAGCGCGCGCGACACGCCCUCGAUGCGCGCGCGCACGCCGCCGCAGAAAAUCGAACACGAUUCAUCCCAACCCCGCCCCUCCUCCACGCGCGAAUCUUCGCUCGAAGGCGAAACCGAGGAAGACGAGAAGACGAGAAGAGCAUCCGAGGAAGACGACGAUCACGACGAUCGCGAUCGCGACGCGCGCGGACGGACGCGCGAUCGCGCUCGCGCUCGACGCCGCGGCGCCGACGACGUAGACGCGGACGCCUCCGACGCCUCGGACGCCUCCGAAGCUUCUUCGGAAGAGGAUGAGGACGACGACGAUCCGUUCGACCCCGCCGCGGAUCCCGCCCCGGGACCGCCGUGCACGCUCCGACUCGAAUACUGGAUGCGAUCGGAGGAGUGCACCGAACGCAAGCGCGCGCACAUCGCCGCGAUCGACGCGGAGGGGGGGUACUGGGGCAUGGAGGAUCACAUCGAGCGGACGGUGUUCGGCGUCGGCGGCGGCGGCGGCGACGACGGCGGGGGUCCGUCGACGGACGUCGCGCUCGAGAGAAAUAUGUUCCCGUACGAGUGCCCCCCCGGGAUAUCGCACUGGACGCUGUGGUCGAAGCGAGAGAUGCGCGCGAGGGAUAUCGUGGCGUGGUGCAAGCCGUGGCUGGCGGCGAACGUCCCCGGCUGCGUCGAGUGGAACUACGACAUGAACGAUAACAACUCCGUGGACGUGCCGCACUACCACGUGUUCGUGAAAGAGAAGGAGGAGGAGGAGGCGGCGGCAUCCGAAGGCCGGGACGAAGGCGAGGCCGCGGGCGGGGAGGAGAAUGCGAGCGCGGGCGACGACGCGCGAUUGGCGGCGGCGGAGGAGGAGGAGGAAGAGGGCGAGGUCGCGGCGGGCGCGACGACGACGACGACGACGACGACGACUCGAAAACGCCGAUUCGAGUUUGGGGACGCCGCGGGAUCCCCCGCGGCGGCCCCUCGCGACAAAUUCGCGAAGACGACGUAG
Messenger RNA from Micromonas pusilla CCMP1545, 1077 nucleotides. RefSeq lists its product as uncharacterized. Bases 1 to 1077 code for a protein of 358 amino acids. The record is from RefSeq and is a predicted model, not a curated record. NCBI's taxonomy places the organism in Eukaryota, Viridiplantae, Chlorophyta, Mamiellophyceae, Mamiellales, Mamiellaceae. The transcript has a single exon.